This is a messenger RNA of Cyphomyrmex costatus, 1513 nucleotides long. RefSeq names its product prolyl-tRNA synthetase 2-like protein, mitochondrial (gene ProRS-m). The record is from RefSeq and is a predicted model, not a curated record. NCBI's taxonomy places the organism in Eukaryota, Metazoa, Arthropoda, Insecta, Hymenoptera, Formicidae. Gene Ontology annotation, biological process: prolyl-tRNA aminoacylation. Gene Ontology annotation, molecular function: proline-tRNA ligase activity; ATP binding. Gene Ontology annotation, cellular component: mitochondrion; cytoplasm. Bases 186 to 1508 code for a protein of 440 amino acids. The transcript has 6 exons.
AAUGGCGCUGCGGUACAUUUAAAAAACUAUUGUAUAGUGCGUGUUUAGCGCCGCCCUAUGAUCGAGUAUCUGAAUCUUAUAACUAUCUGCAGCUGUAUUCAGUGAGUUGAAAAUUACUCGUAAACACGUUACACGUGAUUGUGCGAUUAUUUUCAUGUAUUGUUGUUGAUAAAUAGCUUUCAAAAAUGGCAAGUAAAACAAAAAUUGUUAAUUUGACUAGAAUGUCCAAAAUGUUUCAACCACUAACAACGAACGAAUCGUUCGAUAGCGGAGAAAAAACAGAAGUUACAUCUAAAAGUCAUAAGUUAAUGAUUAAUUAUGGAAUCAUUAAACCAGUUAGCAUAGGCAUGUAUGCUAUAUUACCCUUAGGAAUGCGAAUUUUAAAUAAAUUAAUCGAUAUCGUUGACAAAGAAAUGGCAAAUAUUGGUGCAGAAAAAAUACUACUUCCAGCGUUAACUCCUACUAAGCUGUGGAAGAAAACUGAUAGAUAUGAAUCCAACAAAACUGAACUGUUUACAGUUACAGAUAGACAUAAGAAAGAGUACAUAUUAAGUCCAACACAUGAAGAAGCAAUUUGUGAUUUGAUAUCGUCAGCAGGACAAACUGUCCACAUUCCUACUAAAUUAUUACCCUUUAAGUUAUACCAAAUUUCUAGUAAAUGGCGAGACGAAAUGAAACCACGGCUUGGUUUGCUACGUAGCCGAGAAUUUAUCAUGAAGGACUUAUACACGUUUGAUACUAGCUUGGACAAUGCACAACAAACAUAUGAUUUAGUCUGCGAGUCUUAUAAUAAUAUUUUUAGGCAGAUUGGUAUAAAGUAUACAAAAAGCAUAGGUGAUAUGGGAACAAUUGGAGGUCUAAUAUCACAUGAAUAUCAUUACAUUUCCGAUAUCGGUGAAGAUACGAUACUUCAGUGUCCAUCAUGCCAAUUUUCUAUUAAUCAAAGUAUUUCCGAGACGAAGAAUUGUCCAAAAUGUAAAAAUGAACUGCAGUCAUAUACAGUUGCUGAAGUAGGACAUACAUUUUUAUUAGACACAAAGUAUUCAAAGCCAUUAAAAGCGUUGUUUAUAGAGCAGAAUAAACCGACACCUAUGGUAAUGGGCUGUUUCGGUCUAGGAUUAACUCGUAUCAUUAUGUUAGCUGUCGAAAUCUUGUCAACAAAUAACGAAAUAAGAUGGCCUAUAAAGUUAGCACCAUAUACAGUAUGCAUCAUACCACCAAAGACUGGAAGCAAAGAAGAAAGUACGACUGUCUAUGUUGAACAGCUAUUUGAAAUAUUUUAUAAACGCAAUAUCGAUGCAAUAUUGGACGAUCGCACGAAUUACACAAUUGGUAAACGGCUAGUGUUCGCACGUGCAUUGGGUUAUCCUUAUAUAAUCGUCAUUGGCAAAGCGGCUACACAAUCGAUUCCUUUAUUUGAAAUUCAUGAUGUGAAUAAUUCAACUUAUCGUGAAUUAUCAUUAGAUCAGAUGAGUAACUAUUUCGAUAAUAUAAGUUUUAAAGAUUAAAGAUA